Messenger RNA from Dentiscutata erythropus, 714 nucleotides. The record is from the annotation of a GenBank genome assembly. NCBI's taxonomy places the organism in Eukaryota, Fungi, Glomeromycota, Glomeromycetes, Diversisporales, Gigasporaceae.
AUGCCCAAAAGCAAUGUUAGAGUUCAUGAAUCCACUAUAAUACGAAUUUUGCAAAAUAAAAAUAAAUGGCUUACCACUGAAAUUAUUAAACCUGAAAAAAAAAGAAAUAGAGCUGUUACGAUUCCGGCACUUGAGCUUACACUUAACGAAUUUAUACUAACCUAUCAACAUAGAACAAUUUUAAGUGAUGCAAUGUUAAUCGAAAAAGCUAAAUUACUUGCUAGUGAGUUGGGAGUUUCUAAAGACACUGAAGAAAGUGAAGAUGAAGUCUCGCUUGAAGAUCCGUUGCUUGAAGAACUUUCUAAAAAUAUUGAAGACCUUAAUUUUUCAAACCCUAUGCGAGUAGAAGAGUACUUGAAUAAUCCUGACGAAGAUAUUGUUUACAAAAUACCUGACGAUGAUCAAAUUAUUUCAGACCUUGUCAAAACAUUUGGAGAAAGAUCUGGCAAAAUAGAAAAUAAUCUCGAAGAAGUAGACGAUAGUGUUGAAGAAGAAAUCAUAAGUCCGAAUGACGCUUUGAAAAGCCUAGAAAAUAUACACACUUUCUUGUUUCAGCAAGAAAGUGCAAGCGAAUGUAUAAAUCUGGUUAGUGUUAUUGAAAAAUUCAUCAAUGUAAAAAAAAAAGAUUCGAUGAAGCAAUCUACGAUCAGUCGAUAUUUUAAUGAAGUAUUACAAUCGACAGAUCAAGAUGAUUGGAUGAAAAUUUUUGCUUAA